Messenger RNA from Cyprinodon tularosa, 4337 nucleotides. RefSeq names its product insulin receptor substrate 1-B. Gene Ontology annotation, molecular function: phosphatidylinositol 3-kinase binding; insulin receptor binding. The record is from RefSeq and is a predicted model, not a curated record. The transcript is spliced from 3 exons. Gene Ontology annotation, cellular component: plasma membrane; cytosol. Gene Ontology annotation, biological process: insulin receptor signaling pathway. Bases 504 to 4322 code for a protein of 1272 amino acids. Lineage: Eukaryota; Metazoa; Chordata; Actinopteri; Cyprinodontiformes; Cyprinodontidae.
GCUCCUCUCUUCUCCGCUCUGCGCUGUAGCAGCAUCAGAGCUGACCAGAGCAGGGCAGGGGUGGGGGGACAGGCAGACGCAUGGUCUCUGGACUCUGUGAUGUGCAGUAAAUGGGAUUAACCCGCCCAGACAGCUCUGGGAAACAACGCUAGUAGUAGUAGAGGGGAGGACAGAGAGAGGAGGGGUCGGUAGCUGGGGGGGGGGAUCCCCGCGUAAAAAGCUUCGCCGCAUGUGGAAAACUUGCUCUGCUGGAGAGAAAACAAGCUCCCCCUUCCAAGAAAAGAAAAAAAAAAAACAGAGCCGGGUCCAGACUUGCAGCAGCGUCCGGAUCGACCUCCAGCUCUCCUUUGGCGCACAUGCCUGGUUGAUGUGGAUGAGAGGAGCGCAGCGGACCUGGGAGCAUGUUUGAAUCCUCCUGCUAAAAGUUGCAGGGAGGAAAAAACAAACCCAACUACAUUGAUCAUCUGGUUCCUUUUUUAUCUGUAUUGCUGAGAACCCAACUAAUGGAGGGCCCAGCCGGAGAGCUGCACGGCAACGAGGACGUGCGCAAGAGCGGCUACCUCCGAAAGCAGAAGUCCAUGCACCGGCGCUACUUCGUGCUGCGCGCCGCCUCGGAGCGCGGACCGGCCCGCCUGGAGUACUAUGAGAGCGAGAAGAAGUUCCGCGGCAAGGCCCCCGUCCCGAAGAAGGCGGUGGCGCUGGAGACGUGCUUCAACAUCAACAAGCGGGCCGACUCCAAAAACAAGCACAUGAUCGUGCUCUACACCCGGGCGGAGAGCUUCGCCGUGGCCGCGGAGAACCAGGAGGACCAAGAGGAGUGGUUCCAGGCCAUGGUGGAGCUGCAGUGCAAAGGUAAAAAUCCCAGUGACAGCUCGACUGCAGGGGACUAUGGAGCGCCUAAUCCAGGGCCGGCGUUCAAAGAAGUCUGGCAGGUAAAGGUGUGGCCUAAAGGCUUAGGUCAAGCCAAGAACCUGGUGGGCAUCUAUCGGCUUUGCCUAACUGACAAGACGGUCAACUUCGUGAAGCUGAACUCCGACGCAGCCGCUGUGGUGCUCCAGCUGAUGAAUGUCAGGCGCUGCGGACAUUCAGAAAACUUUUUCUUUGUCGAGGUGGGCCGCUCGGCUGUGACGGGUCCCGGCGAGUUUUGGAUGCAGGUGGAUGAUUCUGUGGUGGCCCAGAACAUGCAUGAAACCUUGCUGGAGGCCAUGAAAGCCCUGAGCGAGGAGUUCCGCCAGCGCAGUAAGUCGCAGUCGAAUUCUGGUCCUGGAGGAGGUGCCACAGCUUCCAACCCCAUCAGUGUUCCUUCGCGUCGGCACCACCCCAACCCUCCUCCCAGCCAGGUGGGCUUCCUCCGCCGUCCCCGAACUGAGCCCUCCUUAAGUGCCACUGUUGGAGUGGGAGUAGGCAGUUCAAGUGCCUCCCCCACACCUCGACACAGCUUCCCAAGGUCACGCACCGCCAGUGAUGGGGGAAAAAGUGAGGACGGGAUAACAAGUUCCACUCCACUCCAUGGUGUAAACUCAAGUCCUUCUAACAACGGCUCCUGCUCUACGACCCCAAUCCUCAGGUCAAAGUCUGCCCGCUCAGUCCCAACAACAGCUGCUAAAACUCCUUUUGGGUUGAUGCGCUCCAUCUCGACCCCGGCCCCAUCACCAGCCCCUAGUCUCUCAUCCAGCUCUGGGCACGGAUCUGAGUUUGGAGGCAUCCCAUUUGCCGGUGCUGCUGCAGGGUCUGGCGCUUAUACUCGUGUACCCUCACAUCAUACCUCAGUCUCAUGCUCACCAAGUGAUUAUGGCUCGUCUGAUGAGUAUGGUUCCAGUCCUGGGGACCACACAGCUCUUCCCUCUCAGAGCCUACCAGGAAGCUCUGUCAGCAGCACUGGCAGCCAAUCCCUUGGCGAGGACGGAGCAAACUACAUCAUGAUGGGCCAAUGUAGUGGGAGCAGCGUUGGUGUAAGCAACAAUAGUCAAAGCAACAUUACAUCCAGCUCUCAGCCUGUGCCAGGAACACCAACUAAUGGCUCACUUCCCCAGACUAGGCGGGUGCUACGACGUUCAUCUAGCCGUGAAUGUGAGGCUGAAAGAAGGCUUCUGAGCAAGCGUGCCUCCCUGCCUCCUAUGGCCCUGGAAAGACUGGCUCCACAUCAGCGCAGAGCUGAAGAACCUGCAGAUGAAGAUUCAGCUGAUUAUGCUAUUAUGUCAAGGAGCACCAGUCGGGAGUCCUUCACAUCAACCUGUUCCUCUACUCAAAGGGAAUCAACCAUGGGUUCUUCUGUAGGGGGAGGAGGGUACUUGGAUGUAGCCGGAGAGCUAAAAAGUGACAUUGGUCCAGGAGCAGUUGCUGGGGUUGAUAAUGGGUAUAUGUCCAUGUUACCAGGUGUCACUCAGCCUCCUGUUUCCUCAUGUCAAACAAUGACCGUCUCUGUUCCAGAAUCAGAUUCCAAGCCUGCUGAUGACUAUAUGGCCAUGACCCCCAACAACAGCGUGUCACCCCCACAGCAGAUUCGUCCCCUGCCAGUGGCUGAUGGCUAUAUGAUAAUGUCACCCAACAGCAGCUGCUCCCCUGACCAGCGUGGAAAUCUCUCUGAAGGCACAUGGGUUGGCAGUGCUGACAGCAGGGCUGGUAGCGACUACAUGAAUAUGUCUCCAAUCAGUGUGCCUUCUGUAAACGGCAGUCCCCCACCCAAUGAACACACUUGCCAUUUGGAGACCAGUUUGCAACAGCAGCCCCCAAAAAUGGUCUAUUCUUACUACUCCCUUCCCAGGUCGUACAAGCAUAACCCCACUUCUGGGCUUUUUGAUGAUGGGCCUGGACGAGGUCGACGUCCCAAUGGCAGCUGUAGCAGGGGAGUGGGGGGCGGUAGAAACUUAGGUGGGCAUCAAGAGCAGCCAACUGGCAGUCCAGGUGUUGGGCAGCAUCAAUCACUCUCUUCGUCCUCAUACUCCUCCAGCUCAGCUAGCAGUGAGAGUCUUGGUGAGAGCGAUGAUAGGACUAAUCAGGCGACCGGUAAAGUGACAUGUGGGUCUCAGUCCAAAGAGGGGAGCAAGAUUUCUCAGAGACGGGGUUCUGGUGGGAUGACAAAACAAGGUAAUCACUUUAGAAGUAGACCAGUAAGUCUGUUUGUAGACGUUUCUAAGGCUAACACUCUUCCAAGAGUCCGUGAGAAUCCUCUACCCCCUGAACCUAAGAGCCCUGGGGAGUAUGUAAGCAUUGAAUAUAAGGGAGUUGCCAGUGGGCGAGGCAGAGCACUUAGACAUGGAUCAUUGAUGAAUCAUGGCUCAACUAACCAGCAUCCUCAAAACAGACUAGCUUCAUCUUCAGAAAACACUGUCUUACUGUCUCGUAGUCCCUCAGCCCCAGUCUCUCCACCCACUCCCUCGGAGUAUGUAAAUAUGGAUCUCGGGCCUUCACCAUCCCCUUCGCCCCAUUCCAAUACCCAGUUAAUUUUCCCUCCUUUCCACACCCCUCCCACACCUCCAGCCCUUGCCCAUGCCCCUAAAACCUGCAAGGACACUGCUGCUAGUUUAUGUGAAGCGGCUGUUGUAGUGCCUGAACAGCCUCCUAGGAAAAGCAGGGAAAGUGCUCCCUCAGUGAGUGAGUCAGAGUUUCCUACAUCUUGUGGGGACUACACAGAGAUGGCCUUCAGCUUGAAAAACAACACUGCCCCUCGAUCAUCACCUAGUAUGUCCCCCCAGGUCCCCUCUCCCACAAGAGCCGAUUCUUCAGUUUCAAUGCUCUCUCGGGGUCUAGACUUUACCUUAGGCAAAACAGGACUGAACCCAGAUCAGGGUGCUAAGGUAAUCCGUGCUGACCCCCAAGGACGUAGGCGGCACUGCUCAGAAACCUUUGUGGCAACACCCUCCCUAUCCACGUCUGCCUCUACUUCUUCUUCAACUGCCUCCCUCUUCCCAGAGCAUACCCAGGCUGUUGCACGCCGCCUUGGUUUUGAGAGCAUGCUGUGGGGGAACGGUGCCGUCACAGAUGCUCCUACUCAACUUCCACUUCCUGCACAGCAGUCACUUCCUACAAGCAAUCAGACAUCAUCCACAGAGCAAGGUCUUAACUACAUAGACUUGGACUUGGUUAACAAAGAGAGUCCAAAUGCUGGCCUGGAAGCUGCCACAGGAGGGCAGCCCCAAUCUCGACACUUCUCUGUUCUUGGUUCAGGCUCCACGAUUGGGGUAAUGGGGGCAGCAGCUGGUGGGAGCAGUAGUUCAAGCCUCAAUACGUAUGCCAGCAUUGACUUCUACAAAUCAGAGGAGCUACGUACACAUCCAAACGGGAACAAAGAGGGAACAGGUAAGAGUUUUAACACUUAUUGAUAUAGUUGUCUCAUA